Miniopterus natalensis is the source of this 2470-nucleotide messenger RNA. It is a transcript of the gene GTPBP2, whose product is annotated as GTP binding protein 2. Gene Ontology annotation, molecular function: GTPase activity; translation elongation factor activity; GTP binding. Lineage: Eukaryota; Metazoa; Chordata; Mammalia; Chiroptera; Miniopteridae. The record is from RefSeq and is a predicted model, not a curated record. Gene Ontology annotation, biological process: translational elongation.
CUGCGGGGGCCCGAAGGGGAAGAAGAAGAACGGAAGGAACAGAGGGAGCAAAGCCAACAACCCCCCGUAUCUGCCCCCCGAGGCUGAAGAUGGAAACAUCGAAUAUAAACUGAAGCUGGUGAAUCCAUCCCAGUACCGCUUUGAGCACCUGGUGACACAGAUGAAGUGGCGGCUCCAGGAGGGCCGCGGUGAGGCAGUCUACCAGAUUGGGGUGGAGGACAAUGGGCUGCUGGUGGGGCUGGCUGAGGAGGAGAUGCGGGCCUCCCUCAAGACCCUGCACCGGAUGGCAGAGAAGGUUGGGGCAGACAUCACUGUUCUCCGGGAGCGAGAAGUGGAUUAUGACAGCGACAUGCCCCGGAAGAUCACUGAGGUGCUGGUACGAAAGGUCCCUGACAACCAGCAGUUUCUGGACCUUCGUGUGGCUGUCCUGGGGAAUGUGGACUCUGGGAAGUCAACUCUGCUUGGAGUCCUGACCCAAGGAGAGCUGGACAAUGGGCGCGGCCGGGCGCGGCUCAAUCUUUUCCGCCACCUGCAUGAGAUUCAGUCUGGCCGAACCUCCAGCAUCAGCUUCGAGAUCCUGGGCUUUAACAGCAAGGGAGAGGUGGUGAAUUACAGUGACUCACGGACCGCAGAAGAGAUCUGUGAGAGCAGCUCCAAGAUGAUCACCUUCAUCGACCUGGCCGGCCACCACAAGUACCUACACACCACCAUCUUUGGCCUCACCUCUUACUGCCCUGACUGUGCCCUGCUCCUCGUCAGUGCUAACACUGGGAUCGCCGGAACAACAAGGGAACAUCUGGGGUUGGCCCUGGCCCUGAAAGUGCCCUUCUUCAUCGUGGUCAGCAAGGUGGACCUGUGUGCCAAGACCACAGUGGAGAGGACCGUACGCCAGCUAGAGCGGGUCCUCAAGCAGCCUGGCUGCCACAAAGUCCCCAUGCUGGUCGUCUCUGAAGAUGAUGCUGUCACUGCUGCCCAGCAGUUUGCCCAGUCACCCAACGUCACCCCUAUCUUCACACUGUCCAGCGUGUCUGGAGAGAGUCUGGACCUGCUCAAAGUCUUUCUGAAUAUCCUGCCACCGCUCACGAACAGCAAAGAGCAGGAGGAACUCAUGCAGCAGCUGACAGAGUUUCAGGUGGAUGAAAUCUACACAGUACCAGAAGUGGGGACAGUUGUUGGAGGGACACUUUCCAGUGGGAUUUGCCGUGAGGGCGACCAGCUGGUGGUGGGCCCCACGGACGAUGGCUGCUUCCUGGAGCUGAGAGUAUGCAGCAUCCAGCGCAACCGCUCUGCCUGUCGUGUGCUGCGAGCUGGUCAGGCUGCUACACUGGCUCUCGGGGACUUUGACCGUGCGCUUCUUCGCAAGGGCAUGGUGAUGGUGAGCCCCGAGAUGAAUCCCACCAUCUGCUCAGUGUUCGAGGCAGAAAUAGUCCUACUGUUCCAUGCCACCACAUUCCGGCGAGGCUUCCAGGUGACAGUACAUGUGGGCAAUGUCCGUCAGACAGCAGUGGUGGAAAAGAUCCAUGCCAAGGACAAGCUGCGGACCGGGGAGAAGGCAGUGGUACGUUUCCGCUUCCUGAAACACCCAGAGUACCUGAAGGUGGGUGCCAAGCUGCUGUUCCGGGAGGGUGUCACCAAGGGCAUCGGCCAUGUCACUGAUGUGCAAGCCAUUGCAGCAGGAGAAGCCCAGGCCAACGUAGGCUUCUGAACCUCCUCCAGGCAGGCACAGCUCUAUUGCUGUCCCUACAAUAUAUAAGGUGACUCUGGCCAUGCUGCCCCCUGUUGGCGGCUCUGUGUGUUAAUAGGCUAGGGAGAGGGGUGCUCCCUGCCACCAUUCUGGAGAGGUGCCAAGCUUGGUGUGGCCAGGGAGGGGAAGCCCUGAGGGAGAAGACAGGAGAAUUCAGGGCUGUGCUCAGCAGCUGUGUCCAUCAACCCUGAAAACCCCAUGGCCUGUCUACGGAGUGAGCUGACCGCCGCCACCUUGGCCCCAUUGUCAGGACUGGGCAUGAUUCACCGAUGUGGCCCCUGCACUUCAGGAAUUGUCACAACUGGGAGUGGUCCUCGAGAGCACUCCUUUUUUUAUACCUCUUCUGAAGACCAUGUAAGUUGCCCAUCUCUACCUGACUGUGGACAGAAGACAUCUGCUCCUGGCCAUCUGGUGGCCCAGGGUCUGAAGAAAUGUCAUAGGGACAGUGGAUGGCAAUGCUCUCAUCCUGUGCUGAGACAUGUGGCCCUUAUCUUCUUCACUCAAGGGCCACUUCCCUAGUUUCUCCUCUCAUAGGCCCCACAGGUGCUAUUUGUUGUGCUGGCCCAGGCGUGGGGCUACCAAGCUAAGGCUUGGCAUACCGAAGGUCAGCUGCAUGUCAAUCAGUUUUGUCCCCUCCUCUGCAGUGAUCUGUUGGUUUUAAUUUUUUUUCAAUUGAUUUUAGAGAGAGGAAGGGAGAGAGAGAAACAUCGAUUUGUUGUUCCACUU